CCGCUAUCCCAGCAUUCCUAGGCCGAACUGCAGCAGAUUGACAAAGGAAAGGGGGAAAACACAAAGAGAGAAAACAACAGGGUGGGAUUUAGAAAACAAUACCAGCAAAAAGGGACCCUCAAGAUGCAGUUACGGCCUUAAGGUGGAAAUAUAAAACUGGAGGGGCACUAGGGGGCACCGGGUACACUUGAGAAAGUGUGUGAGAGAGAAAGCACCGAAGAGAGGAGAGCAGUGCCAAUGCAGCAACAGAAACGACAUCCUGAACUGGUGGAAGGAAGCCUUCCGGUGUUCGUGUUCCCCACAGAGCUCAUUUUUUAUGCCGAUGACCAGGCGUCUCACAAGCAAGUGCUGACUCUCUACAACCCCUAUGAGUUUGCCUUAAAAUUCAAAGUCUUGUGCACAGCGCCUAGUAAAUAUGCAGUGGUCGAUGCUACGGGUGCAGUUAAACCACAGUGCUGCGUUGAUAUAGUGAUCCGGCACCGUGAUGUGCGAGCCUGCCACUACGGCGUGAUGGACAAGUUCCGUCUCCAAGUGUCAGAACAGAGUCAAAGGAAGGCUCUUGGAAAGAAGGAGGUGAUCGCCACCUUGUUACCCUCCGCUCAGGAACAGCAACAGCAGAAACAGCAGGAUGAGGAAAAGAGAAUGAAGGAACAGCUAGCGGAAAGUGUCUUCUUUGAGCAGACCUCCCUCCAGCAAGCAUCAGAGAGCCGCUCUCAGUCUUCUGGGCCCAGCCUGCUCACCGUCUUCCUGGGUGCCGUGUGCGUAGCUGUUCUCAUGCUGCCAACGCUGGGUGACCUCGAGUCAGUAGUACCUGUCUACCUCCAUUUAAGUGUUAAUAAGAAACUAGUAGCUGCGUAUGUUUUAGGUCUUCUUACUAUGGUUAUUCUCCGGACAUGAAGGACCCUGAAGUCCCAAGAAACUUGCGCUGCAGCUCAUGAAAGCCCACCGUGGAAAUCUUGAUAAGCUGACAGGGGUGUGGGCUGGGGGGAGGGGGGUGGGUCGGUUUACCCCACAUGGAAAAGUUAUUCCUUAUUCAACCAUGUCUGUUACAGCUAAAUGCAAAACCAAGCAAGAAAAAGUAAAAUGAACAUCACAGAUGUGAGGCGAUGUAUGGAUCUGCCUUGAAGGACUUGAAGCACAGUGUCUCCCAGAGGCCAUCCGCUUGGGGCAAAGCUGGAGGCGGGACGGGUGGUGAUGACGGCACACAGGAGGGUUUUGUAUAGAAAUACAGAAAUGUUUUAUUAAAAGUGUCAUUUGAAUUUAAAAA
Polypterus senegalus (gray bichir) is the source of this 1267-nucleotide messenger RNA. RefSeq names its product motile sperm domain containing 1 (gene mospd1). The coding region runs from base 238 to 897 and encodes 219 amino acids. The transcript has 6 exons. Gene Ontology annotation, cellular component: cytoplasm. The record is from RefSeq and is a predicted model, not a curated record. Lineage: Eukaryota; Metazoa; Chordata; Cladistia; Polypteriformes; Polypteridae.